Molecule: messenger RNA, 767 nt
Organism: Cynocephalus volans (Philippine flying lemur)
Lineage: Eukaryota; Metazoa; Chordata; Mammalia; Dermoptera; Cynocephalidae
Gene: BRI3
Product: brain protein I3
Exons: 3
Coding region: 110-487 (125 amino acids)
Source: RefSeq, a predicted model, not a curated record
GGGGCCCGAGCCGCCCGCUCCGCCGCCGCCGCCGUCCCCGCCGCCGCGUCCCCGCCGGGGCCGACCGAGCUGAGCCGGGCCGGAGCGGGCGGGCGCGGGCCGGGCCGCCAUGGACCACAAACCCUUACUGCAGGAGCGGCCUCCCGCCUACAACCUGGAGGCCGGCCAGGGCGACUACCCGUGCGGCCCGCACGGCUACGGCGCCAUCCCCACCGCGCCCCCGCCGCCGCCCUACCCCUACCUCGUCACAGGGAUCCCCACCCACCACCCCAGGGUCUACAGCAUCCACAGUCGAACUGUCACCCGGUACCCUGCCAACUCCAUCGUCGUCGUGGGAGGCUGCCCGGUGUGCAGAGUUGGGGUUUUGGAGGACUGCUUCACCUUCCUGGGCAUCUUCUUGGCCAUCAUCUUGUUUCCCUUUGGAUUCAUCUGCUGUUUUGCCUUAAGGAAGCGAAGAUGCCCCAACUGUGGAGCAACCUUUACUUAAAGGGAACAACACACCUGGCUUUCCUACAUUCAGCUGUCUUUUUCUAAUGUAAAUGUUGUGUACAAUAGUUUUAUUUGAUUAAGCUUCAGGACUGUUUUGUAAAGUGCAGUGGGAUAGAUUUGGCAUGUGCGAGCUGAGGUUUCACAGAGCGUGGCAAGGCAGCAGCGCUGCUCCCCAGGUUAAUGACAACUCAAUAAAACACUGCUUUUAUUCUUUGCAGUCUCCAAUUUGAGAAAGGUGAGAAAUACUGUUUUAAAUAAAUGAGAUUCAUACCAUUGUU